AUGAGCUGGGUAGACGAGACAAAUGGCCUUCUAAGGUUGUACCGGCUGAAUCGGACAACCAACCGAAAUGUGCGUCCGAGAAACCGACACCUCAUGCAGCCGAUGCCUUCUCCUAUCCGCAUCAGCACCUACCGCUCUGCAAUCGUGCCUUUGCACUGCGAAUGCAUUCUGGAGGAGAAGCGUCGAAAAGAGCGAAAAAAGGAGGAGAAGGAAAAAGCUGCAAACGCGAAAAAUUUAAGAAGGCACGGGCAGAAGCAGAUUAUUUAUUCCAUCACCGACAAAUCACUUUAA
Molecule: messenger RNA, 291 nt
Organism: Brugia pahangi
Lineage: Eukaryota; Metazoa; Nematoda; Chromadorea; Rhabditida; Onchocercidae
Source: the annotation of a GenBank genome assembly